Molecule: messenger RNA, 1430 nt
Organism: Stegostoma tigrinum
Lineage: Eukaryota; Metazoa; Chordata; Chondrichthyes; Orectolobiformes; Stegostomatidae
Gene: trappc2
Product: trafficking protein particle complex subunit 2
Exons: 5
Coding region: 129-551 (140 amino acids)
Biological process (GO): endoplasmic reticulum to Golgi vesicle-mediated transport
Cellular component (GO): TRAPP complex; cytoplasm; nucleus
Source: RefSeq, a predicted model, not a curated record
AUUGGUUGGCGUGCUAGACGUUGUCUUCCAAUCGCGUUCUUUGUUGCAUUCGUGUGGGGCGGCCCGUCGGUGAGACCCGUGAGUGAUCGGCAGGGGUUUGGCUCUGGAGUUACGGUUAAAUUAGAGACAUGUCUGGUAGUUUUUAUUUUGUUAUAGUUGGACAUCAUGACAAUCCCGUUUUUGAAAUGGAGUUUCUUCCAGCAGGCAAAAUGGAGCCCAAAGAUGACCACCGACACUUGAACCAGUUCAUAGCUCAUGCUGCUCUUGAUUUAGUAGAUGAGAACAUGUGGUUAUCCAACAAUAUGUACUUGAAAACUGUUGACAAGUUCAAUGAAUGGUUUAUCUCUGCAUUUGUUACAGCUGGACACAUGAGAUUUAUUAUGUUGCAUGAUGUGCGUCAAGAAGAUGGAAUAAAAAAUUUUUUUAAUGAUGUCUAUGAUUUGUACAUUAAGUUUGCCAUGAAUCCAUUUUAUGAACCUAACACCCUCAUUCGAUCAACAGCAUUUGACAGAAAAGUUCAAUUCUUGGGAAAGAAGCACCUGCUGAGUUGAACGAGUGACAGCAAUGUAAAUAUAAUUAAAGGUUACAGGAUAUUGGAAGUAUCUUUUAUUGUGUAGCAUAUUGUCUUUGACUUUUUGUCAAUUGUACUAUUCUUUCAUGUGUGUAUGUUAUAUGAAGAAAUUAUAUUGGACUUUGGCAUCUAUGUUUACUACAUGCAAGCUAUGUCAGUUACUUGUCACCUUAUAGCAACUAUGUGCCUGUUAAAGUUUUCUUGUAACCAUCAUGUUAGUAUUCAAAAACUGUGCUACAUCUGUAUUAAAUUUUGAAACGGUGUGCUUCACCUUAAACAAUUUGUCAUACUUCAGCAUUCCUAUUACUUAAUGUUUUAAUACCAAUGUGCAGGGAUGUCUAGUGAUAUAGACACUGUCUGCCCACCAUUAUUUAUAUGCUCAUUCUAGUUUGAACUAUUUUACUGUUGCAAAAGUUUAUGAAUUGUGCUAGCAAUUACUAGCUCCAGGUACAGAUCAUUGCAGCUCAUUCAACACAGCAGAUCCUAGCCUAUUGUUGGAUGAGUGUGUCUUUUGAAUGCAAAAAUCACAAUCUUUCAAGAUAGCAUUCAGCUGAAUUUCAAAUCAUGUAGAGAAGUAUUUCCCCUGAGCCUUCCUCCACCUCCAAAUGGCAAGAUGAAAUGCCACGUCAUAUCCAAACAGGUGACAAGACAGUAGAGAGUAUGCAACGCUAACCUGUAAAAGAAACACCAGUAUUUUCUUGAUUGUAGCUGUACCUGACAAUCCAAGGUAGGUAUUUUAGGGGCCUAGGAUCAAUGUAAAAUUUUGUCUGUACUGGUGGCAGCUGAAACAAGUGUCUACUGUAAGUGCUAGCUGCUUUGAUAGUCUAAGAAAUAAUUACAUUAAACUGAAUUCAUGGUG